Messenger RNA from Stegastes partitus (bicolor damselfish), 1436 nucleotides. Its product is annotated as dynein light chain Tctex-type 3. NCBI's taxonomy places the organism in Eukaryota, Metazoa, Chordata, Actinopteri, Pomacentridae. Gene Ontology annotation, biological process: microtubule-based movement. Gene Ontology annotation, molecular function: dynein intermediate chain binding. The transcript is spliced from 5 exons. The record is from RefSeq and is a predicted model, not a curated record. Gene Ontology annotation, cellular component: cytoplasmic dynein complex; cytoplasm. Bases 115 to 462 code for a protein of 115 amino acids.
AAACGUCUUUUCUGAGCUCGUUGUCUGUGGAGAAGCUGAACAGGAACAAUAACAGCAGCAGCAGACACCGGCCAACACAAAGAGCUCUGACUGGGUUUUUCUGUGACAGUAACGAUGGAGGAGUACAACUCUGGAGACGAGGUCGCCUUUAACGCAGAUGAGGCCAGUAUCUCAGUUAAAGAGUGUAUCGAAGGUGUGAUCGGUGGAACAGACUAUAACCAGAGUAAAGUGAACCAGUGGACAGCCAGCAUAGUGGAGCAUUCACUGACCCACCUGGUGAAACAAGGACGGCCGUUCAAAUACAUCGUGAACUGUGCGAUCAUGCAGAAGAGCGGCGCUGGACUGCACACAGCCAACUCCUGCUACUGGGACACUGCCACUGACGGAAGCUGCACCGUCAGGUGGGAGAAUCGCACCAUGUACUGUGUGGUCAGUGUGUUUGCUGUGGCCGUGGCACUGUGACGGCAGCACAGAGCUGCACACAGCUCCGCCUCCAAACGCCGUCACGUCUGAAGCCGUGCUUGAAACGACACCCUGACCAAGAAGCCAUGAAGAGCCUCUGAUGUGACCCUCUGGUAGAAGCUGAUGUACAAGUAUCCCAUUUCUCCCCGCAGGCUGAAAGAACAGUUGUGGUUUGUGAGUCGACAGCGAAUGUGUCGGUGUGACUGACAAAAUGUUGCUUUGUAUGGACCAAAGUCUUGGUCAUGGAGAGGAAACCUGAAGGACUUUUCAACAUGUUGUUUGUUCCAGAAGUUCCAGAUGUUGGAAAGUGAACACUGAAUAUUUAUAAAUCUUCCUAAAUGACUGUAAAGUUUCCAAUAUGGACAAACAGACUCAGUUUGAGCCAUAUUAGCUGUGAUGGUAGUAUCAGUUGGUUGGUCCGCCGGGAUGUUCGUAUCUGUCAUUUUGAGUGAAGUAUCUAAAAUGUAUUCCUCAUCCCUAAUUGUACACAGUUGUAACUGAGUUUAUAACCUCUCAGGUCGUGCCAUCAUCAGGUCGAAAUUGUAACUCGUCUAAUAUUGUGAUUGAUGACCAAAUACCUGCAAAACUAAUGACCUUCCCAUCAGCGUCUGCGGUACUUGGCGUGAAAAAUAUCAGCAUGUUAGCACAAUAAUCUUAGCAUUUAUCUCAAGUCUCUCAGUGCCGCUAGCCUCGCUGCAGCUUUGCCUCCUUCAGGACAUUCCCAAACUAAACAGACUGAACUGUUGCUGUAGUGAGAAGUGUCGUAUUUAAGAAACGUCUUUUUGUUGUGUCGUUUAUUUAAGUUGACACAGUCACAUGUCUACUCGUCUAAAGUGUUUCUGCCAGUCUGUGUUGAUCUGUUAUUAAUUUAUUUGUCUGUGGAGAAAUGUCCGUUUAUUUCUUCAUCUGUAAAAAAUCCUUGAAUUUGUUAAACUGUUUAUAGCUGUUCAAUAAAUUAAUUUGUUAAAACCUUU